AUGUACCGCUUUGUUGUGACUACUUUUCUUGCCCUACUUGCCUUGACGGCAUCGGCUAUCCCUGCCUUCCGCGGCUCCAAUCUAGGAGAUACCGUGUCAAUCUUCAGAACAAAGGCCUACCCCGACGGCCCCGAUCUCAUCCUCAACGGCACCGUCACCGAGGUCUACGCCCAGCUGAAGGAAAUCAACCCCAACUUCGACGAAGACUUCAAAGACGUCCGAACGGUGAUGGAUGAAAUCUCCACCACUGAUCUCUCCGACCCGGUCUCGGAACUUGAAACCCAUAUCCUUUCCAAGCGACACACGCUCAACUGCAUUUCGCACGAUGAGGCUGACGACGCCUCGGUUGACCAUAUUAGAGGAGGGAUUUCACAUCUCCGUAGUACCAAGGGGAAGCCUACGCUUGCUGCUGGGAAGUGUGAGCGUGUUAGUUGUGAAUGGGGGGAUGCGAUCCUUUGGUGUAAUGAUGCUCCCAAAACCCGGUCACUCCCGUCGUACAACAAUAUCGCCGACGGCGCGCAGACCAUCAUGGAUGGCUGCUACAAGCGCGGCGAAUCCCUUAGGGGGUUUGGUGGCUCUCUCAACCACCCCGACAAAUGGAGAGUUAUUGUCGAUGGCUACAAGUAUAGAGUUAACCUGGACUGGAAAUACAGAUAUAACUGUUAGAUAUAAUGGCACGGAUGAUCUAAUUUCAAUGUGGCGGAAAAGCCACAAGUCGCGUAUCCCGUAUCUCUCUCUAGGGGUACGAGAGUUCGGCAAGAAAUAUGAGCUGCAAUUUUGCUAUUUACUUACUUAUUUAUUUAUUUUGGGCAAGAC
Molecule: messenger RNA, 816 nt
Organism: Aspergillus versicolor CBS 583.65
Lineage: Eukaryota; Fungi; Ascomycota; Eurotiomycetes; Eurotiales; Aspergillaceae
Exons: 3
Coding region: 1-666 (221 amino acids)
Source: RefSeq, a predicted model, not a curated record